Messenger RNA from Closterium sp. Naga37s-1, 2333 nucleotides. The record is from the annotation of a GenBank genome assembly. Lineage: Eukaryota; Viridiplantae; Streptophyta; Zygnematophyceae; Desmidiales; Closteriaceae.
UGUUCUGGUCCACACCGAUGGAGCUAAAAAGGGCCACUGCUAUGCAUUGAUUCGUCCGAACCUCGGAUCCCAAUGGUACAAAUUUGACAAUGAGCAAGUGACAACAAAGGAAUUCAAGGGCGAGGAGGAGCUCUACUCCAAUGCCUACAUGCUAGUCUACAUUCGACAGUCCGACCGGGAGAAAAUUCUCUGCACCAAUGAUGUGGAUGGCAUCGCUCAGCCCUUGCAAGCUCGGUUGAAGCGGAAGAGGGAGGAGGGGGAGGAGCUUACAGAGGUCAAGGUGGCACGCGAGGAGGACCUACGGCAGCAGAUUGGACAAAAUGUCUAUCCUAAUCUUGUGGACCAUGCACUAGUCAGGAGCUUCCGAGUGCAGAAGAACAUGCCGUUUUCAGAAUUCAAGGUGGAGAUGUUGAGGAAAUCUCUCAAGAAAGGGAGCACGUCAGUCCAACUGUUUCUGCAAGCUACUCCCCCCAUCCCUUGGCCGUUUGCUCCUGUGCAGGGGUGGAACAAGGAUGAUGUUCUGCUCUUCGUCAAGCUUUACGAUCCGAUGCACAGCAGCAUUAGGUAUGCAGGACAUCUCCUUGUGAAGCCGGAUAACAAGCCUGCGGAUGUGCUCGAGAGGAUCAAGGAGAUGUGUGGCAUUGCUGCCAACGAGAAUGUUUUGAUUUUUGAGGAGAGGAACUUUGUCAUGUCUGUGAAGUGCAAGCGUAUCAACAGGACAACCACUUUCAAAGAAUUGAAGUUGGAAGAGAGCGGCAUUCUGUGGGUGCAGAAGGCACUCACCGCAGCACAGAAGAGCGGUCUGAAGCACCCGGACGUGCCCUCAUUCCUCGAGUUCGUGCAGACCCAGCAGGUGGUGCACUUGAGACGCUUGGAGCAGCCCAGGGAAGACGCGUUCUGUCUGUUGCUUUCCAAGCAGGACACAUAUGACAAAGUGGUGGAGCGACUAGCAGAAAAGCUUGGACUAGCUGAAGCUACCAAGAUUCGGUUCACGAUGCACAACUGCUACUCAUUGCAGCCCAAGCUGACCCCUAUCAAGUACCGAGGGGCGAAGUCCCUUGGUGAUAUGCUUGCUCACGACGAUCAGGCAUCAAGCAUCCUCUACUUUGAGACGCUCGAUGUGCCACUGCCAGAGCUGGAGAAACUCUCGACGCUCGUGACUCUUGACAUCGUGUUUCACGGCAGCAAGGCAAACAAGGUGUCGAUGCACAGAAUUCAGCUGGACCGGCAAUUUACAGUCGCAGAUGUGCUUGCACAGUUGAAGGCAAAGGUGGAGCUCUCUCACCCCGAAGUACAGCUGCGGCUGCUGGGGGUGUUCCCUGACAAGAUAUGCCAGAUCUUGCCACACACUGACAAGAUUGAGAGCAUUGACACCCAGAUGUGGGCCAUUCAUGCUGAAGAGCCACAUUCGCUAGAAACGACGACCAUGGCAGGGCAGUCGUCGCACUCGUCGCAGUCGUCGCAGGUGGCGGUGAUGGUGGUGGCGGCACUUGCGCUGGUGGCGGCGGGCUACUACGUGGGCAGCACGGGGCUCGCCGCCGCGCCCUCGUCGCUGCUCGACUCGUUCGCCCGCUCCAACAAAGCCGCCGCUGACGCCCUCACGGUGGCGGCGCAGGAAGAGGAGGAAGCAGCAGUGGCAGCAGCCGAGGAGGAGAUUCUGAGCGAGGAGGAGGCGCUAGACGCACCCGAUCCGCGGGCAGCCGUGAACGAGUCCGACCCCGCCGUGCUGCGCGUGAUUGCCGAGCGGCGCAGGCGCAGGGAGGCGGCGAGGCAGAAGUACAAAGAGGAGCUGCUGGCGAUGGUGAACGAGGUGAAGCAGGCGGCUGCUGCGCCGGGCGGGCUGAAAGAGGAAGAGACGGUGGCGGAUGUGUCGAACGUGCCGCUGCAGUAUGGCGCCACGGAGAUCAGUCAGCUGGGGGAAGUGGUGGGGAAGGGGGGAGGAGGUGAGAAGGGAGGGAGAGCGGAUGUGAAAGGGGUGACUGGGGCGGAACAGUCGUUGAGGGAACAGUGGAGGAAGGCGAAGGGGGAAAGGGGGGACGAGAAGGGAAAAGCGGAGGCAGGGAAGAAGGGCGGAAACUUAGCCAAGGAAGAAACGCGGAGCGUAUUGAGCGACGAUGAUUCGCGCACUGCGCAUGGUGCGAGACGCGUGGGUGUUCUUUACGGGCCGGCAGGACUCGGAGCUGGUGCGGCAGACCAAGAGGCUGCAAUUCGAAGCUGCCAAGCUGAGGGCGCUGCGGGUGGCACAGCAGCAGGUGGUGGAGGAAACGGCUCUGGAGCAUGUGAGGCGAGUGGUGGGGGAGAUGGAGCAGCUGAAGCAGCAGCUCGAUGGCAUG